Messenger RNA from Vanrija pseudolonga, 1044 nucleotides. It is a transcript of the gene RSM25, whose product is annotated as 37S ribosomal protein S25, mitochondrial. NCBI's taxonomy places the organism in Eukaryota, Fungi, Basidiomycota, Tremellomycetes, Trichosporonales, Trichosporonaceae. The coding region runs from base 42 to 1007 and encodes 321 amino acids. The record is from RefSeq and is a predicted model, not a curated record. The transcript has 2 exons. Gene Ontology annotation, cellular component: mitochondrial small ribosomal subunit. Gene Ontology annotation, molecular function: structural constituent of ribosome.
ACAACACCUCCGCACACGACCGACCCGUCCGCCCGCCCGCCAUGCCCCGUAAACUCGCGACGCAGGUCCCCGCGGUCAUGUCGCGGCUGAUCCAGUCGACGCUGGUCCAGUCCCCGCCGACAUGGUACGCGCCAGUGCUGGCCAACCCCCCGCCCGUGACGCCUCCUCGGCAGGUGGGAGCGCGCGCGCGCCCCGACGCCGCCAAGAAGUACGACGACCUGCCGCCGCAGCGCGUCGACGAGCGCCGCGAGGGCCACACACGCACCCACCACACAAAGCAGUACCGGGAACCCAAGCUGCGCGCCGUGCCCAUCGUGUACGAGGCCGACCGGAUCCGCCGCCAGUUCUUUGUCGACUUUCCGUUCGAGGCGCUCCGCCCCGUGUCGCUCGUCGAGGGCCCGGCCAUCGCGGCGCCCAACCCCGUCGACGGCGCAUCGUGGACAAAGCUGUCCCAGCGCGGAGCGUACCCCACCGUCGAGGACGUGAUCGCCUUCACGAGCAACCUCCACAGGCACCAGCAGCUGUCGCUGACCGACGCGUACGCGCAGGCGACGAGCGAGUUUGUGGCCCUCCGCGCCACGCACGAGAUGGCGACGCUCGCUGCUGCCGCUGAGGCGCGUCACUUUGGAGCCACGUUCAAGCGUGACGAAUGGGACCGUGUGUUUGAUCUCGAGGCGAGGGCGCUCGGUGACAGCGCCGCGUACGGACCGCAGCGCUUCACAGAGUACUCGACAAAAUACCGCGAACCAAAGACGUGGUACAGCUACGUCAGGGGCUGGACGAUCCAGAACGAGUUUACCGGCGCAAAGGGCUACGUCCAGAAGUGGCGCCUGCCCGCCGCCGCCGAGGUCGAUGCCCCCGUCGAGGGCGACCUCGUGUCUGCGAUCGGCUCCAACACAGCAGCGACGACCGAGGCUGCGGCACCAGAGCCCAAGCGCGAGGAGGAGAUGGACGACCUCGAGCUCAUGGCUUCCAUUCUCGGCACCAACCCCAACGGCAAGGCAUAGAACUUGGUAUGAACUCAUAUGCAUUAUGUACAUCUCG